UGAAUGACGUCUCUGCAUUUGCGGGCCGCCGACGCAGGGCUGGGUUUCCAUUUUCAGAGCGAGUUUCGGGGGGGAUCGUCAACAUGGAGCCGGAGAUGGAGGACAAAACGUUGGAACUGAUGAACACGUCAGGGAUGGAGUCACAGAACCUCGUGGACGACCUGUCGCCAAAGAAGAACACAGUUCUCAAGCUUAGUAAUGGUCCUGUUGUGGGGUCCCGCAAGCGUCCGUCAGAGGGAAACUACGAGAAGGAGAAGGAACACUGCAUCGCCCUGUUUGACCAGUGGUCGGAGGCCGACCAGGUGGAGUUUGUUGAGCGCCUGAUCUCCCGUAUGUGCCACUACCAGCACGGCCACAUCAACUCCUACCUCAAACCAAUGCUGCAGAGGGACUUCAUCACUGCGCUGCCAGCCCAAGGCUUGGAUCACAUAGCGGAGAACAUCCUGUCUUUUCUGGAUGCACGCUCGCUGUGCUCGGCAGAGCUGGUGUGUAAGGAGUGGCAAAGGGUCAUUUCUGAGGGUAUGCUGUGGAAGAAGCUCAUCGAACGCAUGGUCCGCACUGACCCACUCUGGAAAGGCCUGUCUGAGAGACACCAGUGGGAGAAAUAUCUGUUCAAGAACCGUACGUCAGAAGUCCCACCCAACUCCUAUUAUCACUCCCUUUAUCCCAAGAUCAUCCAAGAUAUAGAGACUAUUGAGGCAAAUUGGCGAUGUGGCAGACACAACUUGCAGAGGAUUCAGUGUCGCUCAGAAAAUAGUAAAGGGGUUUACUGUCUCCAGUACGACGAUGACAAGAUCAUCAGUGGCCUUAGAGACAAUUCCAUCAAGAUCUGGGAUAAGCAGUCUCUGGAGUGUCUGAAGAUACUGACCGGUCACACAGGCUCAGUGUUGUGUCUGCAGUAUGAUGAGAGGGUCAUCGUCACCGGGUCUUCUGACUCAACUGUCAGGGUGUGGGAGGUGACAACGGGUGAGGUACUGAACACACUGAUCCACCACAAUGAGGCAGUUCUUCACCUGCGCUUUGCCAACGGCUUGAUGGUCACCUGCUCUAAGGACCGCUCAAUCGCCGUCUGGGACAUGGCUUCUCCUACGGACAUCAGCCUACGUCGUGUCCUUGUGGGACACCGGGCGGCUGUCAAUGUGGUCGAUUUUGACGACAAAUACAUUGUGUCCGCCUCAGGGGACCGCACCAUCAAGGUGUGGAGCACCAGCACCUGUGAGUUUGUGCGCACUCUAAAUGGUCAUAAGAGGGGCAUUGCCUGUCUACAGUACAGAGACCGUCUGGUGGUCAGUGGCUCAUCUGACAACACAAUUCGGUUAUGGGACAUAGAGUGCGGGGCAUGUUUGCGAGUUCUGGAAGGUCACGAGGAGCUGGUGCGUUGCAUUCGCUUUGACAACAAAAGGAUUGUCAGUGGCGCCUACGACGGGAAGAUCAAGGUGUGGGACCUGCAGGCAGCCCUGGACCCACGAGCCCCUGCCAGCACAUUAUGUCUGCGCACUCUAGUGGAGCACUCUGGCCGCGUGUUCCGUCUCCAGUUUGAUGAGUUUCAGAUCAUCAGCAGUUCUCACGACGACACCAUUCUGAUCUGGGACUUCCUGAACGUCUCGACCAACGGCCAGUCAGAGGGACGGUCUCCCUCCCGCACCUACACUUACAUUUCUAGAUAGCAGGUGGCGCCAUCCAUCUAAUCCUUUCUUGGAGGAGCCCAGGGCUGAUUGGCUGAUGGGUGCGUCCAUCAUGGAAAGGAGCCCGUCUCUUCUCCUUCCUCCUCGUCAUCUCUCUGUCCACCUCCCGCCCAGCCACCUCCGCCUCACCGCCCGUUCUGACAGACUCUUGAGCUUGGGGCCCAUUGCCUGCCAGUCCCGUGACAUGCACACACAGACACACAUACACACAGAUCAACACUGAUGAGGAUUCCCUACUACAGAACCAAUGCAACUCUCCCGAGAAGUUCACCUUCUACUACUAAUUUAUGUUUUGUAAAGUACACUAAUGACAGUAUUAACUUAGACCUUAUAUAAGUCACAGGCUCCCUUUUUGUCGCCUUGAUACAAAGUUAAAGCAGCUCCUGCUCCUCAGUUUUCAACGCCUGCCAAAACAGGUUUCCACAGAUAUGGAAUCGCUUAUAGAUAUAUAUAUAUAUUUAUAUAUAUUGCACACACACACACACACACACACACACACACACACACACACAGUGACACAUUUGGACAGAGGAUGACCGGAGCUGUGAUGCGGGAGACAGAGACUCUUUACUCAGCUCUAGGAAAGGAGGGAAGGACGGGAGAUGGAGGGAGUGAACGAGGGAGAAAUGCGUCGGGGAUGACUUCCCUGCUCCCUCUCACUCCCUCACACUCCUCCCUGUCUCUCGCUCUCUCUCCACCCCCCCCCCCCCCCCUACCCCCCAGAGAUGCACACUCACUUGGAAUAUGGGGGCGCACACACUCAAGUUUGCUCGAGUGUGUGUUUGUGUAUGUGGACUUGUGAAACGGCAGAGCAGAAGCGUCAAACAGACAGACAUGCAUGUGAGGUUGCCUUGGAUACAGCAUCCCGGUACACCUCUGCUUUUUUUUCUCUUUAACUCUUACUUUCUUACUGUUUUUUAUUACUGUUAUUUUCUCAUUUUAUUUGAGUAUUUUGGUUCUUAGUACAAAAAUCAUACUAAGCGUAGUCCUCUUUCUACCCCCCUCUCUCUCUCUAUCUCUUAUUGUCUUUUCCUCAUUCUUUCUUCUAACUUCAACCCUUGUUCAUCUGUCCCUUUCACUCCAUCUUUCUCUCCCCCAUCAUCUACGUGCUUGCUUUGGUUAUGAGAGAAGCUGGAACUCAAGAGCUCAAAUUUAGCUGUAAACGGAGUUGUCUUGUCAAAAAUUGUGUUGUAUAUUAAAAAUGAUUUUUUAAAGAAGAUGACCUUAUUGUGAAUAAAGUACUUGACAGUGGUGGAGUGUUGAGCCAACUGUAACAUGAA
Molecule: messenger RNA, 2965 nt
Organism: Plectropomus leopardus (leopard coralgrouper)
Lineage: Eukaryota; Metazoa; Chordata; Actinopteri; Perciformes; Serranidae
Gene: fbxw11a
Product: F-box and WD repeat domain containing 11a
Molecular function (GO): protein dimerization activity
Source: RefSeq, a predicted model, not a curated record